ACUAGCUCUGCGUCACAGUAACGCAUUCGUACAAUUCAGAACACAACACGCCAACCCAGACACCCGGAAGAUUCAAACGCGCUACCAGGACGUCAGAAUGAAUCGUUUUAAGACUUCCAAAUAUAAGAACACCACUCCGAAAAUCCCCAAGAAAGAUGGCUGGAUUUCUAAUGUAAAAGGUGGCAGCUUUACUUCUCAAGGGAACCACAUCAAAUCCAGCUGCAGUCUGGUGGCCUUCAAUACAGAUCAGGCUGGUGGUGGAAUUGUCGGCUUGUCCUCUUUGAAUCCUGGAUCUGAUGGGAAAUGGACCGUGACCCAGAUUCCAUGUCAUGCUGACCAGGUGACUGACCUGGACUUCUCUCCAUUCGAUGACCAUCUGCUGGCAACCUGUUCGGCUGAUGAGACCGUGAAGCUGUGGCGUGUGAGUGAUCCGGGUCAGGAUCAGCCCGGCGGUGCCGAGGUGACUCUGAGUCCUAAAGAAGGUCGACUGGAGAUUCUUCUCUUUCAUCCGGUGGCCUCAGAUCUGCUCGCCGUGGCGUCUACAAAGGGAGUCCAGGUGUGGGACGUGAAGCGAGACUCCGCCCUUACAGUACUGGAACAGCAUGCGGAUCAGAUUCAGGGUCUGUCCUGGAAGGAAGAUGGUACGCUGUUGGCUUCGUCAUGCAAGGACAAGAAGUUGCGUAUCUUUGACCCCAGGGCUCAGCCGUCAGCGGUUCAGUGCGUUCAAGGACUUCAGGGUAACAAAGACUCUCGCAUCCUUUGGGUCAAAGAUGACCACUUGAUCACCACUGGCUUUAACCAGGUACGUCAGCAGGAAGUGAGACUGUGGGACAGCAGGAAGUUCAGCUCAUCUCUCAGCUCUGUGUCUUUGGCCACCUCCAAUGCGACUCUGAUGCCUCUGUUUGAUCCUGAUACUGGACUGCUCAUAGUGUCUGGAAAUGGCGAGAGUGUUAUCGACUGUUUCGAGCUGACUCUCAGUGCACCUUUCUUCCCACAAGUGAGUCACUGUUUGACUGACACCUCGACUCGUGGCGUCGCUUUGGUUCCCAAACUGGCUGUGGAUGUGAGCUGUUGUGAGGUGUUACGAGUUCUCCAGCUCACUGAUAACUUCAUAGUGCCCAUCAGUUACCAGGUGCCACGUAAGGCAGGACAGGACUUCCAUGCUGACCUGUAUCCAGAUACUUUAGGACACACUCCAGGAAUGACAGCCGAUGAUUGGUGGAAAGGAGAAAACAAACAGGUGGAGAGAGUCAGUCUUAACCCAAGCAAGAGGCCAAAAUCCAGCACUCCAUCAGCUAAGAAGCCAUCGCAGGACAUUACUCGUGACAAGAGCAAAGAGGAAACCUCGACCUCCAGCAGUCCCCUCAGCUCCCCCAGCAGCAGUGCCGUCCCAUCACGCUCUCCGUCCUCCACCAGCGGCCUGUCGUCUGGCUUCCAGCCGAGCCCAAGCCCCAGUCAAAGCUCCCGCGCCAUCCAAAACAUGCUUGGCCCAAGCUCCAAGUUUCGUCACAUUCAAGGGGCCGUUCUGCAUCGGGACACCCACAUCACCAACCUACGUGGGCUUCACCUAACCACUCCCGGCGAAUGUGAUGGCUUCUGUGCCAAUGGGGAGCGAGUAGCGGUUCCUCUCGCCAUCGCUGGGGGCCAGAUUGCUGUUUUUGAGCUGUCUCAACCUGGAAAGUUGCCGGACACGGCCCUGCCCACCAUCCAGAACUCGGUCAAUGUGGCCGACUUCUGCUGGGACCCAUUUGACACACACAAACUGGUUGUGGCCGGUGAUGAUGCCAAGAUCCGUGUGUGGCGUAUUCCCAAAGGAGGCCUGAAAGAAACCCUGACUGAGCCGGAGUGCGUCCUGCGGGGACACACCGAGAAGAUCUACUCCAUCAAGUUUCACCCGCACGCCUCAGGACUGCUGGCGUCCUCGUCCUACGACCUCACGGUGCGACUGUGGAACCUGGAGACGGGUGAGGAAGUCAAGCGACUCGGUGGACAUCAAGACCAGAUAUUCGCACUGGCUUGGAGCCCAGAUGGAAAACUGCUGGCCACCGUGUGUAAAGAUGGAAAAGUGCGUCUGUAUGACCCACGCAAGUCCACUUUACCCAUUCAGGAGGGUCCAGGUCCUGAGGGCCAGAGGGGGGCGCGUGUAGUGUGGGUCUGUGAUGGUAAAUACCUGCUUGUGUCAGGAUUCGACUGUCGCAGUGAGAGACAGCUGUACCUGCUCUCUGCCGAGUCCUUGGCCACCGUGGCCUCUUCACCUGCUGAUGUAUCCCCGUCGACUCUUAUCCCGUUUUAUGACCCGGACACCAGCGUCCUCAUCCUUACCGGGAAGGGUGACACGAGGGUUUAUAUCUAUGAGAUCGUGCCAGAAGCGCCGCACUUCAUGGAAUGCAGUAGUUUCAAUUCUUCAGAACCACACAAGGGGUUGUGUUUCCUGCCCAAGACUGAGUGUAAUGUUGGUGAUGUGGAGGUGGCCAGAGCCGUGCGACUCGGCAAGAGCACCGUGGAACCCCUGGCCUUUAAAGUGCCCCGUGUCAGAAAAGAGUUUUUCCAGGAUGAUAUAUUUCCUGACACUGCUGUGUGGUGGGAAGCGUCACUGACAGCGGCAUCCUGGCUGUCUGGAUCUGAUGGACGACAUCGCAAAGUUAGCCUGCGGCCCAAAGACAUGACACCCGUUAGCGAAGCCCCAAAAGAAGCUCCUGUAAGAAAAUAUCUGCCAUCUUCUGUCUACCUGGAGGAGAAGACUGAUGAACAGAAGAAAGAGGAGCUCCUCAGCGCUAUGGUUGCAAAGCUGGGUAACAGAGAAGAUCCCCUGCCACAGGAGUCUUAUGAAGGAGUGGAUGAAGAGGAGUGGGACGACUAAUCUCAAGCGUUGCCUUGCGGUCGAGUCAGGGUGCCAACAGCAGUGCCCACUGUGUUCUCGCCAUUCCAGGGUGCCAACGUACCUCUGACGUACCUCACACACACACACACACUCCUAAAUCUUCCUUAUCUUCCCAUAUAUACGGCCUGCUGAUUCACUCACACAUACUCUGGUGCCUCUGUUAUAGAGAUAAUCACUUGUUAUCAUUGGUUUAAAUGGGAUUAUACAUGUUUACUAUUAAUGGUUGAAUAUAAAGCUCAGACAUUCAUCUCAGAUGCAUGAUGUGCACACUGUAUGUUUUUAUAAACUUAAAUUUGUGGAACAGGGUCAGACACAACUGUAAUUUUUCAGUGAUUUUAAUAGUGAGCAUCAGUUUUGUACUCUACAUUGUUGAAUGUAUGAAAACUGCAUGAUAGCCAAUGUACUCUGUUUUGUAACACAGAACUUCUCUGGAUUUUUCACUGUUGAAAAGUGCUUGUUAAACCUUUUGCAUUUAUAUUGUGGUAGUUUGUAGGUGUGAUAUGCAGCGUUAUAACAUUGUUUUAUUUGUAUGGAAUGGAACAAAAUAUCUCUGUACCUCAAAACAAAUCAUGGGGAGACUGUUAAAACUGGAAAAAAUAUUUCUUAAUCACAGUAUUAACACAAAUCAAUGCAUAAACUAUUUUAACUCUGAAUCAGGUCAGUAAGGUAAUGCAAUACAACUAAAUUUUUUUUACUAAACAUGUUUACAUGUGCCAGUACAGGAGUCAUGCAUGUUAUUGCACUCCUCCCGUGUGAUGUCGUGUGACGUGUGAUCAUGUAUUCAUAUUUAGACAGUGAAUAUUAUUGGAUAUUAUAGUGGUCUGGUGUUUUUAAUAUACAAGUAAUUUGUUACCAAUCUUUUUGAAAAAACGCUUCUCAACAUGUUUUUAAUACUUUGGAGGCAAUAAAUUGUGUUUUUAAUGGAAUCGGUUUUGUGGAGUGUU
This is a messenger RNA of Misgurnus anguillicaudatus (oriental weatherfish), 3825 nucleotides long. RefSeq names its product coronin-7. Lineage: Eukaryota; Metazoa; Chordata; Actinopteri; Cypriniformes; Cobitidae. The record is from RefSeq and is a predicted model, not a curated record. Gene Ontology annotation, molecular function: protein binding.